CCAAUUCCUAAGUACAGUAGAGUUAGGAUUAUGCGGACCUACGAAAGAGGUUCUUUUCCAUCAAUCCGCAACACAUUCACAACAAUGGUGCAUGGCACCUGAGCCGAAUGCACGGAACAGCAUCGCAACAGUACAUCCGCUCAUCCAUAAGCACAAGCGCAACAUAGCGUACUCGAGGACUGGUUAGUGGAGAGCCUCUGACGACAAUUUACGGGGCUAGCUAGCUACUAGACGAACUCGUGAUUUUUCGAAUUUCGGGAACAAUUCAGUCGUUGGAGCAUCCAGCGACGUCUCGUCCAACCAGAAGGAGGACUUGUAUUAUUGUAUUGACUGAGGGCAAUGAGUGUCAAUGAUAAACCUGACGUAGGGGAGAGAAAGGAGGAGGUAGAAAAAGCGGACGAUUUGCUGAGGUUUCAGGAAGAGUUGGGUUCUCUGUGGACUGUUAUAGACGAGGAGGUCGUAUUUGUCAAGGAGGUUGGCGUGGGAGUCAUUAGCAGGGCGAGUUCUACUGGAGACGACGCUCGCAGCAAUACGUCGACAACGUCCGUGAUGGGUUCGUGGUGUCUGACGGAGUUGGAGGAAGAGGAAACGAAAGAUGAUGCGACGACGGAACAAGCCAAUCACUCAUCAGACGUGAAUUCGAAUGGAGCGGAUACUACUACCGGUACAACGAUCGAUGGCAAGCCAGGACGCACCAUCAAGCACGUGGAGGACCAAAGUGGCCGCGUGGAAGGAAGCAACAAUGAGGUUUUUGAGGAAGUGCUUGUCGAAGAUGACGAGGAGAUAAUUGAGGAUGAUGCAGUUGAGGAAGUUGUCAUCGAAGAACAGGAUGAAGAGGAACUUGUGGAGGAGGAGGUUGAGGCAGAAGAGUCGGAAUAUGCCGAUCAAGUGGUGGAGAGAUGGAAUGAGGUCAUUGAGGAACAACCGGAGGACUUGGAGGCGGCUGUUUCUGGCCUCAUAGCAGUCGUUUACAAGGACAAAGACGUAGACAUUGAGAAUAUGCUCAGGAGGACGCGACUCCCUGACCUUUACAAGUAUUUGAAGAGCCAAUAUUGGUACAAGAUUCAUACCAACCAAGAGGAGGAGGCGUCACUGGCUGCUAAGCUUAAAUAUGAGAAACCCUCAGAGUUAGUCAGUGUUGAUGACAUGCUCAAAGGCAGAAUGGAAAGCCUCAUUGCGAAUGUCCAGCGGAUGGACCCAUCUGAACGGCGGUCAUCAGUUGUUAUCCCGGUCGACAAGAAUGCCAACGAAAGCGUGCGAAGAGAGAGCCGUAUGCAAAACUUAAUCGACACCAUCCAGAUUAGUUCUCGAAACUUGGUCGCAAAGGAAAAGAAGGUGGCAGGCAACAGCAACAAUAUGCUUGGCUCGAACCGUGAAGCAGAAAAAGAUGUCAAUAUCGUCCACAAGCUGUUGUCGGAAGCAAGGGACGUCAAGGGAAGUCAUCAUGUGGCAAAGUACUACGAAAAAGCAGUCAACAACAGGGCACAGCGGUACCUACCAAAGUCGCAGCCUGAUGGACAGGGAAGAAGUUCCCCGACACCAGAGUCUGAAAACCCCGUUAACGGAAGUUCCAAUGAUGGCUGUGACGAGGGGGCACAGGCGAAGCAAAUUGAAGAUUAUGUACACGUUCAACCAGAUGAAACUUCCGGGGAACCUGAUCCUUUAGUUGCAUCAGCGACAGAACCCAACAAUUUGGCAGAAGGAACCAAUACCCAAGGUGAAGCCGCCCUUGCCGUACCUGAUUCAGAUGAAUCCAAAAAGGUGGUAGAUGUGAUUGGUGAUCAUGCUGCCGUUGCCGGCAACGACGCGGAAGUGAUCCGUGAAAAGGAGAAACACGAUACUGUUGAAGGACGGCAAAACAAUGAUGUUGUCGAGGAUGCUACUGGUACAACGAGCGAUAGCAAGCCACGACGAAUCAUCGAGCACGUAGAUGCAGCCUUACACCCUCUACUUGUCAGGCCUGCUGUGUCACCUCCUUCGAGGUACGCAUCUCCGUCCGCUCAAUCUUCCAAGAGUUACUCCCCACCGCCACUGCUGCCCCCCGUUCUGGAGCAGCAGCUCGCAGCUGUAACCAGCGCCAAGAGAGGUCUCCAAGGCAAGGCCAAGGCACCCACAAGUCAGCCGCGUGAUCAAAUUAUAUCCAGUGGGUCAUCACCAACAACAGUCCAGAAUCAACAAAACCAUCUCACAGAGGAACCCUUGGAAAAGGACAGAACCCAUCAGCCAGUGGACGACCCGCCACCCGCGUCGCCGCCAGGCCAUGCUGCGUUGCCAGGCAACAGAACGCAUACAUCUGGAACAGAAACUGAAAGCACAGCUGGACAACAACAAAGCCAGGGUAUGGAAGAAGCUGUGAAAAGGAGAACCCAACCAACCCAGAUCGACAACAACGUUGUGGCGACUCCUCCGGUACCAUCGAGUCCAAUUCCUGUGUCGGAUAAAGCAGCAGGGGACAAGAAACCUCAUCAUCAAAAUUACAAUCCAUCACCAGCGAGUCGUUCGUGGCUCGAAUUGGAACAAAAUGGCACCCACGAUGGGUCGAGUCCUGCGGUCCGAACGAAGUCAAGGCCAGACAAUGCGGACACGGCGUCGCUAGUAAAAUUACAUGCCGAAUCCAGAGAACCGAGGGCAAACAACAACAACUCGUUGCCAGUUGACAAUGCCACGAUUGCCUCUGCGGCUGGAGAAGAUACGGUGGCAUCGUCCCAAAACUUUACUGCAUCCUCGUCAUUGAAUUACACGAUGACAACUAGUUCCGCCGCCGCGUCGUCCUCAGAACAAGAGAAGAACCUUGGGCUUAACGGGUUGUAUGUCGGAAACCACCCUCCUCACGAGAUGGUUCACACGCAGUCCAUGUCCGGAUCUAAUCAUGGAAUUCCAAAGUCAAUGGAGUUGACGCGUCAAGGCGGUGCUCACAAUUUGAACAAUUCGACAGUUGGGGGCACUGGGUUGGCCAGACAAGAGGGGUUGCAUCAUUUGAAGGCUCCCCCGUUGCCGACGCAAGAUAUCCCUCCUUGUGCGACACUGCCAGGAGGUGACUCGGUGGGUAGUAGCGCUGCUGAACCUCCAUUGAUCAGCAAUAGUAAGCUCAGAUCUCUUUAUGGAAAAUCCGCACCUGCUGUUGUGAAACAACCACGCGGCCAUCCAGUUAUCCGCCCCGGAGGCAGAGGAUUACGCCGGGAUCCUGUCAAGCAAGCAAACGCCGGCAUGAGCCACAGUCACCACCACGCUACUAGAGCGGGCGAUAUCCAGCCGAUGAGAAAUAUGGGGGCAGCUACUCAUCAUGUCAGGAGCGCGACUACGAGGGGUCACUGGAGGGGACCGCCAAUAAGCGUUGAAACAAGAAUGUAUGCAGAAAAAGCCAAUCACUAUCAAAAAAGCCAGAGGCUCAGAGAGAUGGAACGGAAUUUGCAAAAGGAGCUGGUGAAAAUCAAGCUUGAAAAGGAACGACACCAAAAGCAACAGCAAUUGGCACAGUUAAAGAGGCAGCUACCAGAAGGAAAACCCAAGACUGCAGAGAGCGACGACGAUGACCUUGACUUCUCGCACAUGGGUUCCGAGUUGGGAGACGACAGCAUCGUGCACUCAUCGAGUUUUAGGCUCAUGUCGAAGGUCCUCACAAAUCAACGAAGGCCCUCCGAUUCCAGUCUGGACCCUUCAGUCGGGAAGGGCGCUUCCGGAGGGGCGAGACGACGGAGCAGCAUAAUGGGGAAACCUGUGGGCGCAGAUCCCGCCUUCCGACCAUCAGUUUCUGAGCCCAGAGCUUCGAUUCCUCCAAAAAGCGGUCAUGGUGGACCAACGACGGCAGCUCGGGGGAGACUGGGUGCAGUUCGAAGGGGUUUGCACAAUGCCCGAUCGCAACAUAUCAUGAAAGCUACCGCUACUAUCCAGCAACAAUCUCAGCGGUCAGGCCUGUCUUCCAUCACAAUGGGUUCUGACGCUAUUAAGGAAGCUGUCGACAAGGUAACUGAACGGCCUGGCUUGGUGCGCCCCCGUAUGGUGAUGCUUGAGAAACAGCUCUCCACAACGAGCAGCAUUGGGUACGAUUCGGUUUCCAACCGGGCAUUGGAUGUUUCGGCUCAUUUAGCAGCGGAAUCUGAGGCUGGAAACAUAAAUCCCAGCAGCCCCGAAGACGCUUCCCACUUGCAGUCUCCUGCUGAUUGUGCGAGCGUGAGCUCAGCAAACAAGUCGAGGACUGCCCUGGACGCAACAAGCGCAGUUUCUCCUCCAACACGUGAAGAUAUGGAAAAGAAGCGUCAGAUGCGUGCUUCCGUGAUGGUACCUCCUGGAACACGAAGGCCGAGUCGGCGAUCGAUAUCGGUAACCGCAGAUGCCACGUCGGUGGCCUCGUCUCGCAUCUCCGUAGCAGGGCCGAUACCACGUCGAACCUCUCGAACCUCGAACACAAGUGCUGGUUUAAGGCGACGUUCAACCGUCGGGUCAGUUGGUGGUUCGAUUAGUGGUUCGAUUGGUGGUGACUUGCAGGUACAAGGAAGAAGCAACCCCUUGGAUCCAACAAUCCCGGUGCCGAAAGGCGUGAAAGAGUAUUACAAGAAGAAGCUGAGACAAGAACUUGAAAAGAAAAGUGGCCAAGGAUGGGAUAACAUUCUGCAGGUUCAGAACGAUAUUGUCAUGGAAUUAGCCUGCGAGAUGUCCAAGUUGGACAACGAAAAACAAGUGCAAGCGCAACAGCAGUUCCCUUUGCAAGUUCAGAAAAACCUCUCUGGGGCGCCUGACUCGGCUGGCCAUGAUGACGAUGCCAACAAACCAAAACAACCGCAAAUACCACAGCAACUUUUGGAACGUCUGGUACCGGCGGGUCCACAUCCCGAUCAGCGGCAAAGUUGGGUCGGUAGUACUAGUACGACACAAGUAGAAGUCAACAGCAUUUCCGAGACCGCCUCAAUUGACGCGGCGUUAAGGCUUGCGUUGGCGGAGUCCAGGCAACAACAAACGAGCCAGCCAUCGCCUUCAUCAGAGGCGGAGUCAAUGGAUGCUGCACUGCGGCUUGCGAUAGAUGUGUCUAGUCAAGAUUCUCCACUUGCGAUUACGCGCGAAGACGACCAGAUGGAUCAAGCCUUGCUUGUGGCUAUCGAAGAAUCCAACAGAGCAAGAGCCCCCCAGCCCUCACCGCAGUCAACACCUCAUGAGAAGGAUCGAGCGUUGGAAAUAGCGUUGCAAAUGUCGCUUCAGGAGGCACGUGAGAAUGAUAGGAUCCGAAAUGCUGGUCAAGCGUAUCAAGAGUUGGUGGAUUCACCCGCUGCAAUUGAGCCUCAAACGCCGGCGCAACACACCGCCACAUCACCUGCCUUGCUCGUGGCUAUUGAGGAAUCCAACAGGGUAAGAGGCCCCCAGCCCUCAUCACAGUCAACAUCACAUGAGAAGGAUCGAGCGUUGGAAAUAGCAUUGCAAAUGUCGCUUCAGGAAGCAAGUGAGAAUGAUAGAAUCCGAAGCACUGGUCAGACUUAUCAAGAGUUGGCGGAUUCACCAGCUGCAACUGAGCCUCAAACACUGGAGCCACAGGCUGCCUCGUCAGCUGCCUAUAGAGCAAGUGGCCCACAACCCUCAUCACAUGAGAAGGAUCGGGCUUUGGAAAUAGCAUUGCAAAUGUCGCUGCAGGAGGCACGUGAGAAUGAUAGGAUCCGAAACGCUGGUCAAACUUAUCAAGAGCUGGCGGAUUCAGCCUCGUCAGCUGCAUAUGUUGUCCCUCCUGAUGACGUUGAGAUAGCAGACGCAAGUACAAUGGAGGCGGCGAUGAAGCUUUCCAAGGAGACUUUUGAUUUUGAGGUGUCCAAGAGAGCUGGGGCCACUCAGGUUGAAGCGGUUCGAAACCCCGCUGUCGCCUCAAGCAGGCAAAAUAGACAGAGGACGAGCACCGCCGAUUCUGCAUUGGAUUACAGCGUGAGUACAGGUGCGCAGAACGAUUCGUUUGCUCGGAAUCCAUCUUUGGGGAUUCCAUCGGAACUCCUUGAAGAUGGUCCAUCUUCGGUCGAAGCAUCAGGGAGAGACGAGGCCUUGUCUCUUGCCGUGGCGUUGUCAAAGAUGAACAACCGAUCGGCUGAUGCCGCGGCCAAUAGUCUAUCUCAUGAUGAAUCUCUAGCGUAUGCCCUGGAGAUGUCUAGGAGGGCGCCGGGUGCUCAUGGCUGCAUGGAGACUCCACCGGAUCGUCCGGGGCAACAUUCGCAACACCCUCGGUCGGCGGACUCCCAGCAGCAGCAUCCUUUCAACUUCCAACAAGCUUAUCAAGAACAACGAACACCACAGUACCCCCCUGCUUUUCCUCCAAGCUAUCUGCAGCCCUUCCAGCCUCCAUAUCCCUUUCAGCCUCAACCUUACUUGCAACAUCCACAAUACCCUCCUCCCAUGUAUGCACCUCCUCCCAUGUUCCAGCCACUUCCUUACCAGGUUCCCCCUUAUCAGCCGUACCAGCCACAACCAUACCCGCCUCCAGGCUAUCAACCACCAAUGUAUCCGCAGUAUUAUCAACAGCCACAGCAACAACCCUACUUUCCUCCAAACCAGCUGCCCUUCCGUCAGAAUCCCAGCGUAGGAACCAACCCAUUGUCGGGCUCGUUUGCACAGACUUUGAGUGCGUCUUCGUUCGACACUGGCGCUGCUUCUUCCAAUUACCCACCUCGUUCUGCUGGCGAAGACAAUGAUGCAGCAUUGAAGUUGGCGCUUGCACUAUCGGCAGAGGACGCUCGGAACUCUAACAAUAGGAGGCGCGAGCCUCGGGGUACCGGUGGUCCGGUCUCCUCAAUGGCCGCAGAUGACAAGUCAUUGGCGUUGGCUCUCGAGCUGUCUCGAAGGGAAGCAUUUCAAUGA
This is a messenger RNA of Seminavis robusta, 6825 nucleotides long. The record is from the annotation of a GenBank genome assembly. NCBI's taxonomy places the organism in Eukaryota, Bacillariophyta, Bacillariophyceae, Naviculales, Naviculaceae.